AUGACCACCUCUGCUAGGAAGCAUCCCAAAGACCAAGUCUUAAAAGGCAGCAUCAAUGAUAUUGAAGCAGAAGUACACUUCCUAUCUCGUGAUCCUCUGUACCGCGAGGUAAAGCCAUAUAGCAUGCGCUUCAAACCGAUUGGAGAAGUGAAACAGACAAACUUGCUGCCAGAAAAGCAUUCUAUCAAGAUUCGCAGUAUACGGGAGCCGAAUUUAAACCUUACUUUCGACAAGUGCGGGUUUGAUGUCAUACCACUUCAGUCAAACAUGGCAUACGAAGACUUUCGGGAUGUGCAGAAGAUUGCAGAAAUAUAUGCACCUGAAAUUAGAGCUGCGGUGAAAGCUAGAUUGAAAGCUCAGCAUGUUUUUGUAAUGGACUACGCGGUACGACGGCGUCAUCCAGAUUACCCAGUCUCAACGGGAGAGAACUACGAAGCCGAGCAGCCUACUUCCAUCGUUCACAUCGACUUCACCCAGGAAGAAGCUUCAAGGAUGUUACAAAAGCUGUACGGGAAUCGAGCCCACGAAGUCUUGAGCUACCAUUGGCAAGUCGUGAAUGUGUGGAAACCUCUCAAAGGACCUGUUCGCGAUUGGCCUUUGGCUGUCUGUGAUGCUGAGUCCUUCAACUUUGAGAAGGAUGGUGAGCCCGGGGACAUUGUUUACAAAGACUGGGUCACCGAGAAUGUUCAAGUCAAUUACGCCUCAACACAACGAUGGUACUGGCUACCUGAACAAACAGUAUCGGAGCUUAUUAUUUUCAAGAGUGCUGACUCAGAUGAUACUGCGUGUCAGGCAUGUCCGCAUACCUCAUUCUUCAACUCGAGGGCUUCAACUGCCGACCCGCCACGGGAGAGCAUUGAUUGUCGGACUUUUGUGUUGUAUGCUGAUUCAGUGCCACCAGAGGUGGGAAGUUUGUAUGGUAAUAAAAAUUGA
Messenger RNA from Cadophora gregata, 933 nucleotides. RefSeq lists its product as uncharacterized. Gene Ontology annotation, molecular function: oxidoreductase activity. The transcript has 6 exons. The record is from RefSeq and is a predicted model, not a curated record. The coding region runs from base 1 to 933 and encodes 310 amino acids. NCBI's taxonomy places the organism in Eukaryota, Fungi, Ascomycota, Leotiomycetes, Helotiales, Ploettnerulaceae.